Molecule: messenger RNA, 660 nt
Organism: Lodderomyces margitis
Lineage: Eukaryota; Fungi; Ascomycota; Pichiomycetes; Serinales; Debaryomycetaceae
Exons: 1
Coding region: 1-660 (219 amino acids)
Source: RefSeq, a predicted model, not a curated record
AUGAUCUCUCCUAAAUACGCUUUAACCCAUUAUUAUCUUGGACUCAAUACUUUAUCAACAGCCAAGAAGGCACCUCACAUUGUCAAUUUGUACUUCGACUACACUUGCCCCUUUAGUGCAAAAUUGUUUCUUAAAUUAUUCAAGACGGUUAUCCCCAAUUUACAAAAGAAACACCCAGAUGGAUUUCAGUUUGUAAUAGUGAAUGUACUUCAGCCAUGGCAUCCCAACUCAAUCUUGCUAGGUGAGUUUGCAUUGGCUUACGCCAAGUUGUUGCGGGAAACCCCUAGAGGAGAUGAACAUGAGUCGUUUUGGAAUUUUAAUAGAGUUGUCUUUGAAAAUCAAAAGCAAUUCUAUGACAAUUCAAACAUCAAAUUGACCAGAAAUCAGAUUUAUGAACAGAUCUACGAUGUCAUUUCAAAAGAGUUGGACUUGCACGUUGAUAAAAAGAGGUUGUUGGAUGAACUUGUCAUUAAGGAAGGGGGAGAACCAACAAAUGAGGGCAAUGGAGCAACCGCUGACGUGAAAUACUUUACUAGGUAUCUUAGAACCGUUGGUGUACAUGUAACUCCAACUGUGACUGUGGAUGGAAUUGUUGAUGGUUCUGUAUCUAGCGGUUCAAGCGAAGAAGAAUUGGUGAAAGUGUUUGAAAGCAAGUUGUGA